AUGGUUGAAAUCGUGGAAGAACCUGAAGAUUCAUCGCAAGGAGCAUCGUCCAGCUCACAAUCGCAUCAACAUGAGAAUCAAAGAGCGACAUAUACUUCAGUUUCUGUGAGUUUUUGAAAAAAUUUAACUGGAAAAAAUUUACAAAAACAACAUUAGCCAAAAGGUGCUUCUAAAAAAAAUUUUUGUAAUAAAUAUACUUUUUUUACCAAAUGGUUUCUAAAUUUCAAAUUGAAGGCCACGUUUUUAAUAUGUUUAUGAAGUAAAUUUUCGAUAAUUUAGCAUUUCUAAAAAUAUUUAUCAAAAACUUUUUAUUGAUUAUUCAAUAUUUCAGCAAUAUGUUUCUGCCAACACGAUGGAUUGCGUUUUAUUCGGAGCUAGGUUUUUGACUGUAUUUUUCUGUCUCAAUUAUAUGUUUCCAUUUCUUGGAAUAGUACACUGGUAUUCAGCAUAUUACAAGGUUUUCGCAGCUUGUAAGUUUUCUCAAUUAUUCUCUAAAAAUAUUUUCUGAAAUAAUGGUUUUUGCAGCUGCUGCUACUUUUGCAUUGCGACUUCAUACACGCGUUCAAGGAAGAAUAUCAGUUUCACGCGAGUUCUUGAUGCAAUUGACUCUUGAAGAUGCCUUCCAUUAUUUGAUUUAUUCCGUUGUAUUUCUGAUGGCGUCUCCAGUUACAAUGGCAACAUUACCUGUCACUCUUUAUGCCUUAUUACAAGCCUCUUCAUUCUUGGUAAAAGCUCUCCGUGAAACUGGUCGCAAUUAUCCAUUCGUAUCGAAAUUGGAACAAAUCAAUCAACAACAAACACAAAAUUCGUUGGGAAUUAUUGCAUGCUCUGAAAUCUUCCUCGUCCCACUUUUGGUUUCUUUGGUUUUCAGUGGACAAGGAUCAAUGAUGCUUCCAUUUGUCUAUUAUCGGUUUUUGACUUUGAGAUAUGCUUCGAGAAGAAAUCCAAGCACAAGGUAAGUUUUUUUUUAAGUUGAUAGAGGAUUUCAAAUUUCUGAGCUUCGAUUUUUUUUUCCAAAAUAUCUAUUUUCAGACAAGCAUUCUUCCAAAUGCGCAUAUCUUUGGAAAAUGUCGCCCAAUCAUCAAUGUGCCCACAAGUAGUUCGAAUGCUCAUUCACAAAUCAAUAGCUUUCUUAUCGAGUCGUGCACCACCCGUUAUGUAA
Messenger RNA from Caenorhabditis angaria, 1162 nucleotides. Lineage: Eukaryota; Metazoa; Nematoda; Chromadorea; Rhabditida; Rhabditidae. The record is from the annotation of a GenBank genome assembly.